Gymnogyps californianus (California condor) is the source of this 1476-nucleotide messenger RNA. RefSeq names its product adhesion G protein-coupled receptor E3-like. NCBI's taxonomy places the organism in Eukaryota, Metazoa, Chordata, Aves, Accipitriformes, Cathartidae. Gene Ontology annotation, molecular function: G protein-coupled receptor activity. The transcript is spliced from 11 exons. Gene Ontology annotation, cellular component: membrane. The record is from RefSeq and is a predicted model, not a curated record. Gene Ontology annotation, biological process: adenylate cyclase-activating G protein-coupled receptor signaling pathway; cell surface receptor signaling pathway. The coding region runs from base 1 to 1476 and encodes 491 amino acids.
AUGCUGACGCAGCUGCAGACGGAGGCACGCAAGGAUCUCCGCUCCAACUCCACCACAGCCACCGAGCUGCUGCUGCAGAGCACCGAAGCCCUCGUGCUACGGGCAGCCCUCAAAGGCCCUGGCUCCGGCCCCCAAAACUUCAACACCUCCACCAUGGAGGCCACGGUAGAGGUGGUGCGUGACAACUGCCCCCGGACCACGCUGGUGCUGGCGGUGGGCAAGGAGAACCUCACCAUCAGCUGCCGUGAGGUGGUGAGCAACGCCCAGGCAGGCAAGAACGCGGUGGCCUUCAUCGUCUACAAGGAGAUAGAGGAGUUGCUGAACGGCAUCACGGAGCUGCACCAGGAAAGGCUCAACUCCCACGUGGUCGGCAGCACCGUGGGGACGACCGACGACACCUUCAAAGUCACCUUCAACAUCAGCCUGCGGCACCGCACGACGGCGGGUACCAAAGGCCGCUGGACGUCCUCGGGCUGCACCCGCGUGGGGGGUGACGCCCUCCACUCCAUCUGCACCUGCACCCACUUCUCCACCUUCGCCAUCCUCGUGGCCACCCACCCCAUCGUGGACAGCUUCGCGCUGACGGUGGUCACCUACGUGGGGAUGUCGGUAUCGCUGGUCUGCCUCUUCCUCGCCAUCGUCACCUUCCUCCUGUGCCGCUCGCUCUGGAGCGUCAGCGUCGCCCUCCACCUGCAGCUCAGCAUCUGCCUCUUUGCUGCCGACCUCCUCUUCCUCGUGGCCGUGCCCCACACGGCCAACAAGCUGGCGUGCGCCAUCACGGCGGGCUUCCUCCACUACCUCUUCCUUGCCUGCUUCGCCUGGAUGUUCCUGGAGGGUUUGCAUCUCUUCCUCACCGUCAGGAACCUGCGCGUCCUCAACUACACCAGCACCGCUCGCUUCAGGAGAAGAUACAUCUACCCCGUGGGCUACGGCACGCCGGCCGUCGUGGUGGCCAUCUCCGCCGCCAUCCAUCCUGGCGGCUACGGCACUGAGCACUACUGCUGGCUGAGCAUGGAGAGCGGCUUCAUCUGGAGUUUCCUCGGCCCCAUCUGCGUCAUCAUCCUGGUUAAUUUGCUGUUUUUUCUCACCACCCUCUGGACGCUGCGGGACAAACUCUCCUCCCUCAACGCUGAUGUCACGGCCCUAAAAAACACCCGGCUGAUGACAUUCAAGGCACUGGCGCACAUCUGUAUCCUGGGCUGCACGUGGGGUCUGGGCUUGCUGCAGGCGCAGGGGAACAAUAUAGUGGUGGCCUUCAUCUUCACCAUCGUCAACAGCCUGCAAGGAGCCUUCAUCUUCCUUGUGCACUGCGUCCUCAACCGGCAGGUGACGGAGCAGUACCGGCGCUGGUUUAGGGCGCUGGGGCGACAAGCGCACCCCCCCGAGAUGCCCAGCACCGAGAUACAAGUCACCUAUGUCACGGAAGGGGAGAAGCAGCACAGCCACAGCACCGAGGGCUGCAUGUGGGAGAAGUGA